CUCCAACCCUUUUUUAUUUUAUUUUUUAUUAUGCCAACAUUAUUCUCCCUUGCCAAGGUGGCUAUUGUUGCCUCUUGUGUAUUUGGUGUAAGCUUUGCGGAACCCGCCUUGUUUAACCAACAAGACGCUCUUGCUGAUUUCGGAAGAGAGACCUGGUCUGACGUCCAACAAGUUUUCCAAACUUCUGCCGACAAACUCCACACAGCAACAGAUAAAUUAAAGGAAGUUUUGUCUCAUGGAGCAGAUACUUUUACCACUGCUUUCCAUCAUCCUGCUUUCCCUGAAUACGCUCUCCGAUACAAGAAACCUUCCCUCUGUGAUCCUGAUGUGAAACAAAUUUCUGGUUACUUGGAUGUUGGAGCUGAUAAGCAUUUCUUCUUUUGGUUCUUUGAAUCUAGACAUAAACCCUCCAAGGAUCCCGUCGUCCUUUGGUUAAACGGUGGACCUGGUUGUUCUUCCUUGACUGGUCUCUUUAUGGAACUUGGUCCUUGUACUGUUAAUAUGGAAGGUACUGAUACCGAAAUCAAUGACUUUUCUUGGAACGAUAAGGCCAACGUCAUCUUUUUGGAUCAACCCUUAAAUGUUGGUUACUCUUACGGUAGUGGUGGUGCUUCUAACACCGAUGCUGCUGCCAAGGAUGUCUAUGCUUUCCUUCAACUCUUCUUUAAGGAAUUCCCUAAAUAUGCCGACCUUGAUUUCCACAUUUCCGGUGAAUCUUAUGCCGGACAUUAUAUCCCUGCUAUUGCUGGUGUUAUUAACCGCAACAACCAAGGCAAAUUCAACUCUGUUGAACUUUACAAGAAGAAGCAUACCUUGGCCGAUGUGAACUUAAAGACUUUAUUGAUUGGUAAUGGUUUAACCGAUCCUUUAAUUCAAUACAAGUACUACUCCAAGAUGGCCUGUGAGAACUCUUACGGACCCGUUUUGGAUGACGCCACCUGUGCACAAAUGGAUGCUAAUUUCCCCGCUUGUGAAAGAUUGAUCCAAAACUGUUAUGAUAGCCAAAACGUCUUCUCUUGUCUUCCUGCUGCCAUGAAAUGUAACAAGGAUCAAAUCUCACCUUAUCAACAAACCGGUAUGAACCCUUAUGAUGUACGUGAAAAGUGUAAGGGAGGUAAUCUCUGUUACGAAAUCUUGGGCAGUGUUCAAAAGUACUUGAAUUUGCCCGAAGUGAAGGAAGAAGUAGGCGCUAAUGUGGAUAAAUAUGAAUCUUGUAACAUGCAAAUCAAUUUCAGAUUCCAAAUGGCUGGUGAUUGGAUGCGUCCUUAUGUCAAUGAAGUACCCGAACUUCUUGAAGAUGGUGUCAAGAUUUUGAUUUAUGCUGGUGAUGCUGAUUAUAUCUGUAACUGGAUGGGUAACAAGGCUUGGACUCUUGAAUUGCCUUGGUCUGGUCAAGAAGAAUUCGCCGCUGCUAACGAUACUGAAUGGUACUCCGAUAUCAAGGGUAAAAACGCUGGUGAACUUCGUAGAACCGAAGACGGAAGAUUUGCUUUCUUGCGUGUCUUUGGUGCUGGUCACAUGGUCCCUUAUGAUCAACCUGAAGCUGGUCUCGAUAUGUUGCAACAAUGGAUUCGUGGUGAACUUUAUUAAAUCAUCUAUAUACAUACAUAUAUAUAUAUUUUUUUGGGAAAUAAACACACUGUAUAAAAACUACGUA
Messenger RNA from Mucor mucedo, 1657 nucleotides. RefSeq names its product Alpha/Beta hydrolase protein. The coding region runs from base 31 to 1590 and encodes 519 amino acids. NCBI's taxonomy places the organism in Eukaryota, Fungi, Mucoromycota, Mucoromycetes, Mucorales, Mucoraceae. Gene Ontology annotation, biological process: proteolysis. The record is from RefSeq and is a predicted model, not a curated record. The transcript has 4 exons. Gene Ontology annotation, molecular function: serine-type carboxypeptidase activity. Gene Ontology annotation, cellular component: fungal-type vacuole.